Molecule: messenger RNA, 465 nt
Organism: [Torrubiella] hemipterigena
Lineage: Eukaryota; Fungi; Ascomycota; Sordariomycetes; Hypocreales; Clavicipitaceae
Source: the annotation of a GenBank genome assembly
AUGAGAAUAGCAGGCCGUCAGGCAACGGGUCGACGGCCGAAAUUUAAACCCUGGUGGGACGGUGGCUGUAAAGAAGCACAUGACACUCUCCGCGCUAUCAAGAUCGCUUCUAGGAACCCAACAGGCCUAGAAGUGCAAACAGCAAGACAAGACUUACAAAGGGCGAUCAAGAAGGCCAGAAAGAAGGGCUUCCAGGAUUUCCUCGGGGGGAUCAAAGAUAAGAGUGAUAUCUUUAAGAUAACAAGUUGGGUUAAGCCAAAGGCGCGCUUCGAACCUCCUCCCCUCCAGAUUAACAACCUGGUAUAUACGACUGAUGAGGAGAGGGCCCAAGCACUCCUUACCGCAAAGCUUGCUACCCGAAGUGCAGACGAGGAUAUUGAAUUCGACCUCGAAAGCGAUACCUCUAGCCAGCAUAUCCAGCGCAGCCGCUCGACCAAACAAAUCAAAUCAGGGGUUCAGAUUUGA